AUGGAGUUAUUUGGGUUCUUCUCGGCUGGUCUUCUUUUCAUGGCCGUGAGAUCCGUUCAUGGAGUCGGUAGAGGUUGGAGCAGCGCUCACGCUACCUUCUACGGAGGCAGCGAUGCUUCGGGAACCAUGGGAGGAGCUUGCGGGUUCGGGAACCUCUACAGCCAGGGCUACGGCACCGAGACGGCGGCGCUCAGCACUGCUCUGUUCGACGGCGGCCAGAUCUGCGGCGCUUGCUUUGAGAUCAUGUGUGCCGGCUCGCCGUGGUGCCUGCCUGGCACCAUCGCCGUCACGGCCACCAACUUCUGCCCGCCCAACAACGCGCUCUCCGCCGACGAGGGCGGGUGGUGCAACACUCCGCUGCAGCACUUUGACCUGUCGCAGCCCGUCUUCCAGCGCAUUGCGCAGUUGAAAGCAGGAAUCGUCCCUGUACAAUUCAAAAGAGUGGCUUGCGCCAAGAAGGGUGGCAUCAGAUUCACCAUCAAUGGCCACUCCUAUUUCAACCUUAUUCUUGUCACCAACGUGGGCGGCGCCGGGGAUGUGGUGGCGGUGUCAAUCAAGGGGGCGAGCACAGGGUGGCUGGCGAUGAGCCGGAACUGGGGCCAAAACUGGCAAAGCAACUGCUUCCUCGACGGCCAGUCGCUGUCCUUUAUAGUAACGACCAGCGAUGGCCGCAGCGUAACCUCGACGGAAGUGGCUCCGGCGAGCUGGAGCUUCGGCCAAACUUACUCCGGUGCUCAGUUUUGA
Messenger RNA from Zingiber officinale, 744 nucleotides. RefSeq names its product expansin-A15-like. The record is from RefSeq and is a predicted model, not a curated record. The transcript is spliced from 3 exons. Gene Ontology annotation, cellular component: extracellular region. NCBI's taxonomy places the organism in Eukaryota, Viridiplantae, Streptophyta, Magnoliopsida, Zingiberales, Zingiberaceae. Gene Ontology annotation, biological process: plant-type cell wall organization. Bases 1 to 744 code for a protein of 247 amino acids.